CUUCCGCCCGAGCCUAUGCCGCCCCCCAACGUCCAUGGCGGGUAAUAACGCCUCCGACGCGUCCCAGUGCAGGGUGAGUGGCCCUGCGAGCGCCACCUGCUGGACGACCCGGAGCUGUCACAUAGCGCACGUACUAAACUAGGAUUUUCGCGCACAACCAACCCAAGGGUUUACAGAUAAUGGUCCAAAAAGAGAAAAUAUGAGCUGAUGUGUUGACGAAAAUCCCCUGUUGAUGUCCAAGGGUAAUGGGCAGACUGGUUCAAAAUGACUGAAAAGCAACAGUAACUCAAAUAAUCCCUCAUUACAACCAAGGCAGUUAAAGACCAGAGGUUCUGCUGAUCUGGAUAUAUAUUCCACUUGAGGAAUGAAACACCAGCUGUGAUGUUACAAGAUCGGGUCAUGCAGCAUCUUUACAUGUCAGGAUUAAUCAGGUUUAUAUUCAAGCAAAUGGUAAAAAUUACCUUGAAGUUGCAGUCACCUUUUCCUGAGUUCAUUCUCCAGAUUUGCAGCCUGCAUAUUGGUGUCAUGUACAGAACCAUUAGCUAGGUCAUCAUCUUAUUUUACCAUGGAUAGUAUUAAUUGUCAUAUGGUCCCUAAUGGAGGACAAGAGGAAAACAAGCAGGCAGAAAACCAGGAUAUUCAUCCAUCUCUCCCAGUUCUGUUACCAAAGAAAAGAAAAUUAAUCCUUCAUCUGGACUUGAAUAACACCAUUCUGGUAUCUGAUGCGGCUACAGGUCAAGGUCCCAGAGCUGCACUUAAUUCCUAUCUGAGCACUGUUGCCUGGGGUUGCAUAAGUGACAUUGGUGAGUGGCAAUGGGCCAGUGAUCAACCCUCAGUAAAACCUCCAUGUGAAGAUGCUGUCAACUACUACACCCACUUUGGUCGUGAUGCAAACUUCAGUGAUAGUAAACUAGGAAAACGCUUUAAAAAUGUUUUCAAUGAUCACAUGAAGCAGCUGGAGUGGCAGUGGGAAGCUGAUGAGAUGUUUACACAGAAGGGUGAGGAUGGAAGGAGCUAUAAUUGGAUACUGCCCUCCUUCUUCCACAUGCUGGAAAGUCUGUACCUACAAGGGAGGCAGUUCUGUGUCAUACUACGGACGUUCGGUGUUGAUCUUCCUCAUGUGCUGCAGUCAGUCCACGCUGCUUUACAGGGGAAACACCCACAGUUCCCUCAGCUGCAGCAAGUGCCGUUGGCAAUGGAUCUUGUUCCUGGAAGAAUACGCUGCAGCAAGAGAAAUGUUGUACUGACACGCGGGUCUGAUCGCAUAUCUACCAAAACAAAGGAGGGAAAUAUCUACCAUUAUUUCAGCAGCAUGGAUGGGAUUGGAGGCUUUCAGGACCACUUUGAUUGGUGGGCAAGAAAUAGUUAUACAGGCUCUGGAGGAAAGCCAUUCUGGAUCGACCCGACAGACUGUGAUACUCAGCACAUCAUUAUAGAUGACAACAUCCGGCUAACUGAACACGAUACAAUUGUUAAUUGUCGGGUGCUUAUGGAUAAGGAGAAAGGGAAGGAAUCCAGAAAGGCGCUCACCUCAGAGCUGUGCGACAUCUGCUUAGUGCCGACGGAUCUCCUGAGGGCAAUCUCUGAGAAGGAUUAUUUUCUGGACUGUGUCAGAGUCUGCGAGGAGAAUUAUGAACAAUAUCUCAGAAGGUUUCAGGUGGAAUAGAGAGAAAUUCACCAUACAGAGCCCUUUUAUUUUUGAAUUUCCCAGUAAAGGGUAAGGUGGGUCCACAAACCACCCACUUACUUGCCAUGCUGAUCUUUUUAUUGGUAAUUCAAAUUUAGGUGUCCAUAUUGAAAGUGCAGAUGCACCCACUAUCUUGCAAAACUCUAUGCACCUUAAAGGGAAUGUGUUACAAAAUGUGAUUAUUAUAAUUAUAAUUUUUUUAGAUAUUAAAUAAUUAUUUUCAGUUUUUUUUUAAUAUUUUUGAAAACAUAAAGAAAAUACAAAUUAUGAAAAUUAUAAAAUAUGAAAAAUUAAAUAACCCGUCAUAUUUCCCACUGUUGACCAGCAGAGGGAGCUAACAUGAGGAAUCUGGCGAAAGCAAGCAACUUGUCUGGCUGCUGCAUAUUAGACCUCGCUCGUCUACCUUCCUCCUUUAUGUGCAAAGAAAGGGGGGGUGGGGUAGGUGUUUGUAGUUUUUUUUUUCAAUUCCACUGUCACCAUUUUGUUGGUAUCUGAAGAGUGGUAAAGAACAGACUAAAUGUCUCUUGAUAGGUCAACUGCUCCUCAGGGACUUCAGGAAAAUGGUGCUAGCUUCCCCUUUCAUUUCACCUAAUCUGUGCUAGGCACAUGUGCAGUAAGCAGCCCAUGCUUUUCUAUGAGACACUCUCAGCCUUAACUUUCUUAUGCCCUGUGCCUGCCAUAAAACAACUGUGUAGGUGUUGUAAAGUGACACACCACAAAGAGGCUACAGUAAUGGCAGCCCCCCAGUACACACUUUAUUAAUAAAUAACAUUAAAACUACAUUGUCAUAAAACUAAAUACAUAAAUGUAAUGUUUUAUCUUGAUAGAAUAAUUUUAUUUAUUUAAAAAAAUAAAAUGGUGACACAUUCCCUUUAAAUAUGUCAUAAAAUAGGACUCUGUAGUGAAAAAUGAUCUGUAAAACACAGCCUUCUUUAUUUAAAGGGGUAUUCCAGGCCAAGACUUUUUUUUUAUAUA
Hyla sarda is the source of this 2662-nucleotide messenger RNA. RefSeq lists its product as uncharacterized. The record is from RefSeq and is a predicted model, not a curated record. The transcript is spliced from 9 exons. Lineage: Eukaryota; Metazoa; Chordata; Amphibia; Anura; Hylidae. Bases 566 to 1666 code for a protein of 366 amino acids.